Drosophila ananassae is the source of this 989-nucleotide messenger RNA. RefSeq names its product phosphopantothenoylcysteine decarboxylase subunit VHS3. Lineage: Eukaryota; Metazoa; Arthropoda; Insecta; Diptera; Drosophilidae. The record is from RefSeq and is a predicted model, not a curated record. Bases 465 to 965 code for a protein of 166 amino acids. The transcript has a single exon. Gene Ontology annotation, molecular function: protein binding.
AAUUUCGAAAUUGAUUUUAAAGGAACUUGAUUAAAAAUACACCAUUAAGAACCAUUAUUUUUUAUUCUCUCAACACUUUUUGGUAAAAUAGAAAUAAUAUUUAAGGAAAACCUCCACUACUCCGGCACUUUGCCGACGAACUGAUCCAAGAACCCCAACUUGGUUGGAACCUUGCGUAGUGGCGGGCUGAUGCCCUUGAUUCACUUUUGAAUAUUUAUGCUAUAAUGCUAUCAAAUCCCCAACACCGACGUAAGACACAACAACAAACAACAAUACAUUAAACAAUCUAAAAAAAAAAAAAGAAAAUAACAAAAAACAGAAAAUUAGAAAACCUAAAAGUAGAAAAUUAUUUGAACAACUGUCGGAACUGACGGAAAUCGGUGGCACAAUCGAGUGUCUGUUUUAAAUAUCUAUGUCGUUGGUGGCCAGCGAAUCAGUUGACUCUCUUCUGGAACCCAGUUAACAUGCGUUGGGUGGUAUUCUUGGCAGUGCUUCUCCUGGCCUGGAGCCAGGAGCAGUCCUCCGUCGGGGCGGAGAGCGGAAAAACGGAGCACAAGGUCAGCGAGGAGUGGAGCUGGCGGGAUAGCGAUGGAAACAAUGGAUCUGGUGGUUCAGAAUACUCCUAUGUGGAUGAUAUGCGGGAUCUUGAGGAUUACGAGGAUGACUUGGAUGACCUGGAUGACCUGGAUGACCUGGAGGAGGAGGAGGACGAAGAGGAUGACUUUGAUGGCGUGCCGGACUUUGAAAUGGACAACAAUGAGGAUGAGGACAGCUGUGAGUAUAGCUGUCCCAGGUACUAUCGUCCGGUCUGUGUUCUCCGGAACGGGCACAUGGUGACCUAUGCCACGCCCUGCGAGUACCACAACCAGGUGCGCUGCUCCAUCGUCCAGAAGAGUCGAGGGGGCACCAGAGCGCCCACCUUCCAGUUCAUCCACAACGGAAACUGUGCAAAAAAAUCAUUUUAAAAUUUUAAAGAAUAUAAAAAGUAA